Messenger RNA from Xenopus laevis (African clawed frog), 1177 nucleotides. RefSeq lists its product as uncharacterized. The record is from RefSeq and is a predicted model, not a curated record. The transcript is spliced from 11 exons. The coding region runs from base 58 to 1047 and encodes 329 amino acids. Lineage: Eukaryota; Metazoa; Chordata; Amphibia; Anura; Pipidae.
UCUCCAAGCUCCAUUUCCUGAGGUCCAUCUCUUGGUAACAUUGCUCUCCCUCUAACCAUGAAGGUCUGGUGUCUUCUCCUGGCUUUGAUUGGCUUGUGCCAUGGACAGAUAAAGCUAGGUACUUAUAACCUAGAAAGUGUUCUGAGCGUGUCUGGCUUGUCUGCUGGAGCUUAUAUGGCCAACCAGUACCACCUUGCCCAGUCUAAGAUAAUGGUUGGAGCUGCAUUUUUUGCUGGAGGUCCUUAUUACUGCGCCCAGGGAAGCAUGCUUACCGCCACCAAUGCUUGCAUGAAAUUACCCUCUAGCAUUAAUGUCAACACCCUGGUCAGUAAAGCCAAGAGUUAUGCCACCUCCAUGCUCCUCGACCCCGUGUCCAACCUUGCAGGCCAGAAAGUCUUCAUCUUCUCCGGCUCCAAAGACACAGUGGUUGUCCCAGGGGUGGUACAGAAGCUGGAAGAGUUUUACACAUCUUUUAUAACUAGCCCUGGAGCCAUCAAAACAGUUUAUGACAUCCCAGCACAGCAUGGCAUGCCAACCGACAGCUAUGGCGGCUCCUGCGGCUUAACCAAUUUAGAUUACAUCAACAACUGCGAUUACAAUGGAGCCUAUGAAGCCCUGAACCACAUCUACGGAAACCUCCAGAAGCCAAGCAGUUCUGCAACACUCACUGGGCAGUUAAUACUGUAUGACCAGGCUGAAUAUUUUAACUGGGCUGCUCCUUCCACCUAUGGGAUAGACACAGCUGGAUAUGUGUAUAUUCCUUCAUCCUGCCAGUCUGGAGCAAUGUGCAAACUCCACAUUGUAUUUCAUGGAUGCCUCCAAGGAAGAGAGAAAGUUGGGGACCGUUUUGCCAGAAAUGCCGGUUACAAUCAGGUGGCCGAUCUGAAUAACUUCAUUAUUUUGUACCCUCAAGCCAAGUCCAACAUGUCCAACCCCAAUGGAUGCUGGGACUGGUGGGGAUUCACUGGAAUGUAUUACGCUAACAAGAACGGAUAUCAGAUGACUGGUGUUGAAAGGAUGAUGCUACGUACCCUGGGCAAAUACUAACACAGCUUGGAAAAAUCUGUUGUAACUCAUUUAAAAUGACCCUGUCUUCUAGCAGUGGGGCUUAUCUGUAAAAUGUGUAUAUUUUUGUAUGUGAAUAAUAUUGUUUAUAUAAUAAGAUGUUUGAAUUUUA